CAGUCAGGGAGGCUGCGCCGAGAGCCGGUUCCGCUGGAGCGCUCGCCCCUGACUGGCCUCCUCCCCGAGCCGCGGAGCCCGAACACCCCCCCAGCCCGCCAGCAUGUCGUUCAUCCCGGUGGCCGAGAGCUCCGACUUCCCCAUUCACAACCUGCCCUACGGCGUCUUCUCCACCACAGGCAACCCGAGACCGAGGAUUGGUGUGGCCAUUGGCGACCAGAUCUUGGACCUCAGUGUCAUUAAGCACCUUUUCACUGGGCCUGUCCUCUCCAAACACCAGGAUGUCUUUGAUCAGCCAACUCUCAACAGCUUCAUGGGCCUGGGUCAGGCCGCCUGGAAGGAGGCGAGAGCUUUCCUGCAGAAUCUGCUGUCGGCCAGUCAAGCUCGGCUCCGAGAUGACACAGAGCUUCGGAAGCGUGCCUUCGUCUCCCAGGCUUCUGCCACGAUGCACCUUCCAGCUGCCAUAGGUGACUACACAGACUUCUACUCUUCUCGGCAGCACGCCACAAACGUCGGGAUCAUGUUCAGGGGCAAGGAGAACGCGCUGAUGCCCAAUUGGCUGCACUUGCCGGUGGGCUAUCACGGCCGCGCCUCUUCCGUCGUGGUGUCGGGCACCCCGAUCCGAAGGCCCCUGGGGCAGAUGAGGCCCGAUGACUCUAAGCCUCCCGUGUACGGUCCCUGCAAACUCCUGGACUUUGAGCUGGAAAUGGCGUUCUUCAUUGGCCCUGGGAACAAGUUUGGGGAGCCGAUCCCCGUUUCCAAGGCCCACGAGCACAUUUUUGGGAUGGUCCUCAUGAACGACUGGAGCGCACGAGACAUCCAGAAGUGGGAGUACAUCCCCCUCGGGCCGUUCCUGGGGAAGAGUUUCGGAACCACCAUCUCUCCGUGGGUGGUGCCCAUGGAUGCCCUCAUGCCCUUCGUGGUGCCCAACCUGGAGCAGGACCCCAAGCCCCUGCCGUACCUGCGCCACGACCAGCCCUACACGUUCGACAUCCACCUCUCUGUCACCCUGAAAGGAGAAGGAAUGAGCCAGGCAGCUACCAUAUGCAAGUCCAACUUUAAGCACAUGCACUGGACAAUGCUGCAGCAGCUCGCUCACCACUCCGUCAACGGCUGCAACCUGCGGCCCGGGGACCUCCUGGCGUCCGGAACCAUCAGCGGGCCGGACCCAGAAAGCUUCGGCUCCAUGUUGGAGCUGUCGUGGAGGGGGACGAAGGCCAUUGAGCUGGGGAACGGACAGACCCGGAAGUUCCUGCUGGACGGGGAUGAAGUCGUCAUCACAGGACACUGCCAGGGGGACGGUUACCGCGUCGGCUUCGGCCAGUGUGCCGGAAAAGUGCUGCCCUCCCUCUCGCCAGCGUGAGCUUCUGUCUGGUGCCCGAAGCAAAGGGCUGGACCCCCACCCCACCCCAGGGGGCUGGGGCCCCUCCGUGGGCUGGCCCUUCCUCCAAUAAUAAAUAAAGCCGCUGUGCCCUGUGCCCACACUCAG
Molecule: messenger RNA, 1489 nt
Organism: Phyllostomus discolor (pale spear-nosed bat)
Lineage: Eukaryota; Metazoa; Chordata; Mammalia; Chiroptera; Phyllostomidae
Gene: FAH
Product: fumarylacetoacetate hydrolase
Exons: 14
Coding region: 104-1363 (419 amino acids)
Biological process (GO): homogentisate catabolic process; L-tyrosine catabolic process; L-phenylalanine catabolic process
Molecular function (GO): fumarylacetoacetase activity
Source: RefSeq, a predicted model, not a curated record